AUGCCUAGCUCUCCCCCGGAUUCUUCACCUCCUAUCCCUGGCGCCCCCGCCUCAACUGGUGGCGACUGCGCACCAGAUCUUGCUGCGCAGGUGCCGGACGCGACACCAAUUAGCCCGGCGACAAUCGCUAUCCCUGAAACAGGUGCCAUCGAACCACCUACCCCCUCCGCGUCGGGCAAGUUGAUUUCCGACCAAACGGCGCCUACGCCGGCGUCCACCCAGUCGACAUGCGGAGCACAGCCGAGUCAGCGCCCAAGGAAACGGAGGCGCUAUCACUACACUCUAGUGGAGCCGGGCUCCCUCUAUGACGUGAUGCACGAGAACGCGGGCGUCAGCCUAUUUAUCCGACCCAUCGCCUGGACGGACAAGCAUAAUGCCGCGCUGAAACUCGAGCCGGCUGCAUACGUGCUCUGUAAAGAGCUCUCGGCUAUCUUCUCGAACGAUGUGGCCAUGCCUUUUUACAGCGUUUCGUCUAUCCGAGAGGUUCUCUCUCAACUCUAUCCUAGAAGCGGAUUUGCGGCGUGCCGAGGGGAAGCGUGCCCGGAGAUGCGGGUGUGGUUCGGUAGCAGGGUGCACAGGGAUGCGAUCCGUGUUCAGUGCAUGUGGAGGUGGCCGUACCCUACCUACCUCGAGGAGACCCAGUCGGGGAAUCGCACAUGGGUCUUGAAUCCUUCCAGACCGAAUCUACGCAACCAGCCAAGACGCAAGGCGUCCCCGGCUGGAGCGAUCGACGUCCCUGCCCGUUGCGGCAAACCCAUGCUUGCUUACAUUGGUCGCAAGCAGCUCACCAACAUCCGGGCCAAUAUCUACCGCGUGGCGCUCGGGCCGGGCCGGACACCCAAUGAACCGGUGGCGCGGCUGCAGGCACUCCGCUCCAAGCUGCUGAUUCCCGCCAAUGCGGAUUAUGAUCCCCACCUUGUGGCCGUCCUCCUCGCAAUGGCGCAGGAACACCUGUACCCCCACAACGUGGCGCCCCCUCGCGCGGGGCAUGGGCGCGCCGCUUACAACGCCAAUGCCGACUUCGUCGUCUACACGGCAACUUUUAGCGCCGACUACCUACGCCAGUUCCACUAUCCCCAUCAGGCGUUUCCCCAGACCGCCGCCGCAGAGACCGAAGUGCCGGGAGCCGGGGGACAACCUGGAUUGGACAUCGAGGUGGUCAAGGUACCCAUCUGGCCCAUCAUCGGGCUCAGGGAACGCCUCGGCCAGGCGCUUAGUGAGGAGGUCGUCGGAUACUUUGACGUCGAGCAGCCGGAAACGUGGGACUGCACGUCGUCGGAGUCGGAAGAAGCGGAGACGGAGUCGGAGCCCACGCUCGAGGCUAAGCGCAGACGCGGGCCUCCUACCAUCUUCAGCGGAAGCUUCGAGGAGGAGUUCUCCGAGCCAAGGAGAAAUGGGAAAAGGAGGCGGCUAGCGGGUGAGGGAAGCAAUCAGGUCGAAGUGGUCAUGUAG
Molecule: messenger RNA, 1452 nt
Organism: Parascedosporium putredinis
Lineage: Eukaryota; Fungi; Ascomycota; Sordariomycetes; Microascales; Microascaceae
Source: the annotation of a GenBank genome assembly